Messenger RNA from Papilio machaon (common yellow swallowtail), 1177 nucleotides. RefSeq names its product ras-related GTP-binding protein A (gene RagA-B). Gene Ontology annotation, molecular function: GTPase activity; GTP binding. The record is from RefSeq and is a predicted model, not a curated record. Gene Ontology annotation, cellular component: Gtr1-Gtr2 GTPase complex; lysosome; nucleus. Gene Ontology annotation, biological process: regulation of autophagy; cellular response to starvation; cellular response to amino acid stimulus. NCBI's taxonomy places the organism in Eukaryota, Metazoa, Arthropoda, Insecta, Lepidoptera, Papilionidae. The transcript has 8 exons. The coding region runs from base 228 to 1151 and encodes 307 amino acids.
UCGUUGUUCUUAUAGUGAUUAAUAAAUAGGAGUUCAUACUUCGCUACGCCUACUUUAAUCGCUGCAUAAUUAUAUAAAUAUUUUAAAUUUGAGUAACAGAUAAAUAAAAGAAAAAAUCAUUUUGGUAAAAAGUAAAGCAGAAAAAGAUAAAUUUGCGUUUAAUUGAAAUCAACAUUGUCUGCGUUUCCUUCAUUCAAGUUUGACCCUUAGCCAACACCAUUACUACUAUGAAGAAAAAGGUGCUGUUAAUGGGGAAGAGUGGCUCAGGGAAAACGAGCAUGAGAUCUAUUAUUUUUGCCAACUACAUAGCUAGAGAUACUAGAAGAUUGGGUGCCACAAUUGAUGUUGAACACUCACAUGUCAGAUUUCUUGGCAAUUUGGUGCUCAACUUAUGGGAUUGCGGGGGACAGGAGGCAUUUAUGGAAAACUAUUUUGCAUCUCAGCGGGACAAUAUUUUCCGGAAUGUUGAAGUUCUCAUUUAUGUAUUUGAUGUGGAGAGUAGGGAAAUGGAGAAGGACAUGCAUUAUUACCAAUCAUGCUUGGAAGCUAUAUUACAGAACUCUCCAGAAGCAAGAAUAUUCUGUCUUGUACACAAAAUGGAUCUUGUAGCAGAAGAAAGGAGAGAAGAAAUAUUUAAAGAAAGGGAAGAGGAUUUAAAAGGUCUUUCAAAACCACUUGAAUGCACAUGCUUCAGAACUAGUAUAUGGGAUGAAACCUUAUAUAAAGCGUGGUCCAGCAUUGUGUACAAGUUAAUACCCAAUGUGAAAGCUUUGGAAUCAUCUUUGAAGCAAUUUGCUGCUAUUGUUGACGCAGAUGAAGUGCUCCUGUUCGAGCGCGCAACGUUCCUUGUGGUGUCGCACUGUCAGCGGCGGCAGCACCGCGACGCUCACCGCUUUGAGAAGGUCUCCAACAUCGUCAAGCAAUUCAAGCUCUCCUGCUCCAAACUCGCCGCGCAGUUCCAGAGCAUGGAGGUACGGAACAGCGUUUUCGCAGCUUUCAUCGACGGCUUCACGAGCAACACUUACGUAAUGGUAGAGAUGUCCGACCCAAAGAUACCAUCAGAGGCAACGCUAAUCAACAUUCGUAACGCAAGGAAACACUUUGAGAAACUAGAGAAGGUGUCAUCGAGUGCUCCCAGUCAAUACCAAUGAGCGGAUAGCCGCACGACUAAGGCCGG